ACAGUUCCCCCCGCGACCCUCAUGUGGAGGAUAAAGCGGUAGAAAAUGUAUGGAUGGGAAGCAAGAAAGAUGCCCACACUGACGAUGUAAUACAAUUUAAGAACCCUGUUAAUAACUGACAUAUUUUGCUGGGAACAAAUUCAGUUAUGUAUGUUUUGAAUCAGCAAGAGGACCUAAUUUAUGCUGUGAUUAUGAUGAACUACACCAGUAAGCAAAAAUACUGAUGACAAAAGAUAAAUGAAACAGCAGUGUCAAGUCUGAGUGUCAAGUUUUAUUAUUUUAUUUUGUCAUUGUCAUUAGUGGCUGUUUUUUUUUGUAGAUAUUGCUGUCACUCUCUAUAACCUAUAUUUUAUACUUGAAGAAACUUGAGGCUGACACAGCUGAAGCUUUUUCACCGACUUUCAGUUGGUGGCCAUACACAAGCAGAGUGACAGCUUGAGGCACAGACUCAGCAAAGCAGACUUGAAGUGGCAUCCAUACAAAGGCAUCUGUUGUGCUUUGCUGUCUUUCAUUUUUUCUUUUUCAUUGCAGGGGAAGCCAAUUAACAAUGUUUGUGGUGUAAGUGGUGCAAUAUGGACUGAGAAAUGAGCCACAAGAAUUGAAAGAGAGCGAGAGAGAAGGGUUCACCUUACUCCAGCAGGUUUUGAUUGAACAGAUCUUAAUGUAAAAUCACAUUCCAGUCUGAUCAUUGUUGCCUCAUUUGGCCAAUUAAAAAUGUUUAAUCUUCAUCAUUAGAGGGAGUUUAUCAGGAGCUAUAAUUAAUGCACAAUCAACAUGACUGAAGCAUGUUAUAGUUGCCCUCCACAACAAAUACUCAAUUCUGGUUGUUUUGGGAGUGUCAGUCCUCUGGCACCACAUUUUUCCUUAUGACUGAAUCAUAAUUCGUGGGGCAUCCUCUCCAACAGAACCAUGUAAGUCUCUUUUUUCUAUCUGUUUUCUCUGUGUCUGGCUGCCGCGCACGCCGGAAACAGACCGUUAUGGUAAGGAAACGAGCUGUGCGCUCUUCUCCUACCCGUCCUCCACUCCUCCACAGAAACCAGUCAUCAUUACCGGGCAACGUGCCUUGGCUCUCCGUUCACCCCGCCUUUCCUGAUCCCUCCCUUCACCGUUUCUACUUUCACUCUCCUUCCCUCCUUCUUGUUCCCUUUGUGCGUCGAAAGAGUCUCCUCCUCUCACCAAGUCUGAGCGCACGUCUCUCCAACCAGCGUUUACGCGCGCACAUGCUCUCCAAGAGAAUCCCCUACGGUCGGCACCUCCCCUUUCCGUUCCUCGCCGCCCUCACUCAUUCAUGACCUCGGAUCGAUGACGUAGGAGAAUCCAACGUGCCCACUGCCGUAGGCAAUUACUGGAUGCUUUGGUAUUUAAGGCACACUGGGAGCAAUGGACCGGCACACUCUCAGUCGCUCCGACUCGGGAACCAGGGCAUCAGCGGAGAUAGCAGGCUAAGGCUUUACUUCGCCCUCUUUAGCUAACUCGCUUUGGGCUUUGGUUCAGGAUGGAAACCUCUUCGAUUACUCGGAGCCGACGAUGCUCCAUCGUGCGCAACUGCAAAAGCGGUCUCUCCCUAUGGUUGGUGGUGUGGCUGGUCCUCGGCAAGCCAAGUCCGGCAUCGGCGUGCCCGCAUCUGUGCGUGUGCUACCCGACGCCCAUGACUGUGAGCUGCCAGGCGCAGAACUUCACCGCCGUUCCUGUCGGAGUGCCCUAUGAGUCGCAGCGCGUGUUCCUCCAGAACAACCGGAUCACGGAGCUUAGAGUUGGCUCUUUCGGCUUCGGAACUCAGGUUCUGUGGCUGUUCUCCAACAACAUCACGUGGAUUGAGGCAGGUGCUUUCAGUGAGCUGAGGGACUUGGAGGAGUUGGACCUGGGGGACAACCCUAACCUCCACAGGCUGGAGGGGGGAGCCUUCCGAGGACUCGAGAAGCUUCAGAGCCUCCACAUGCACCGCUGCCGGCUCACGGCCCUGCCCCAUGACAUCUUCCACAAGCUUUACAGCCUGCAGUUCCUCUAUCUGCAGGAGAAUAAUCUCCACUUCCUGCAGGAUGACAUCUUUUCUGACCUCAUCAACCUGAGCCAGCUUUUCCUGCAUGGCAACCGUAUCCGCACCCUCUCAGAGAAUGUGUUCCGUGGCCUGGUCAACCUCGACCGCCUUCUCCUCCACGACAACCGUGUCAAGCAGGUGAACCGCAGAGCCUUCCGUGACCUCGGCCGUCUCACCAUGCUCUUUCUCUUCAACAACACCCUGGCGGAGCUGCCCAGUCAGGCCCUGAGGGACACCCAGGGAAUCGAGUUCCUCCGUCUCAAUGCCAACCCCUGGUCCUGUGGCUGUGAGGCCCGCCCACUGUGGGAGUGGUUCCGUGAGGCACGUGUCUCCUCCUCUGAGGUAAUCUGCGCCUCUCCUUCUAAUCGCCGUGGCCAGGACCUCCGCUUCCUCCGUGAGAUGGACUUCGCCCUCUGCCCUUUGCCAGAUCCCGGCUCUAUCGCUGGCUCCACCACCACCACCUUCAGCACCAAGACCCGCUGGUGGUUUCACAAAAACAGGCCCCAGUCGUCCACGAAAGGCAUCUUUGAGAAAGCAUCAGAGACUGUCAAGGCUGGUUUGUAUGGGAAAGGCCCAUCCACAACCACUUCAGUAGUCAAGUAUGAGCUGGGGGAGGAAGAACUGGCACUGCCCAAACUUGACCCAGAAGAGUACUGGGCAAACUACGGCAACGAGGACUCAGGGGUCACUCUGCGGUGCUUCGAGCUUGAAUGUCCACCUGAGUUCGACCUGCCUCCAUCUUCCUCCUCUCCCUCAUCCCGCUCGCGAAUCUCAUUACUAGCCCUUUCUGUUUUCAGCCUCUGCAUCAACCUCCACCUGCUAUUCGGCUGAAUGAGACUCUUAGUGCUACCCCAGUUCCUUCCGGCCUGUUUUAAAGGCUGUGAGGACCCCUGUUAGACUCUCUAUACCCCCUUUGCCCGCUUUGCUGUGAGCCGAUCCUCAAAGGCACAGCCAGGGAGAUUGGGGGAUGGUUAGAUUCUGAAUCUGCCACUACAGGGCUUAACACAUUUCAGGGCUGCUAAGAGUUCUUCAGCUAAGGUCAUAUAUAUAAUUACAGUACUCUACAGGUAUGGCUUUCUGUGUCUCACCUGUAUGAUGUCAUGGUUCCCUGCAAUCAGGGCUACGAGGGCUGACUCCAUCUCUAAUAUCAAUGAGAUUUGAUAGCAGUUGUGAAUGAUGUUGUCAAGUUUGUCACCUCAACUUAGAUAAAACUACUAGUGCUAUAAGUGCAUCCAAUUAACUGGCUGUCACGAGUACAAUUACUGUUAUAUUCAGUGCACAGUAAUGACAAUACUGUAAUCACUUAAAGUGUACAUGUACAUAGAUCUGUAUUCUGUGAGUGUUUGAUCUGACAUAUGUGAUGCAGCACAAUCCCAUUCAUCAUUACCUAAGAAAACUGUGAAGGCUAGUGUUUCUACAGGACAGAGCACAAUGCAGUGAGGCUGAAGGUAAAUGAGGAGAAACUAUACUGCAGCCUGACGGGAUGUCAGAGAGAAAGAGAACGUGGAAAGCGGGGAUGUCAGAGAAGAGCAGACGGUGACAAGGAGAAUGAGAGUGAGAGGAGGGGAAAGGGUUCCUAACAAACAGGAUUAGUAAGAGGAAGAUAUCAAAGCAGAGAAAGUACGGGGGACAUUUUAAUGCAGCAAUAAGAGAAAACGGUGGAAGACAGAAGGCAGUAGGAAAAAAGACAGUGCUGGCAGUAGAAGCAGCAACCUGCAGGUGAAAAGUAAUAAAUCCACUCAUGUAGUUCCUCCAUCCAUCGCACCCUCCACCAUUUUCUGUAAAUACGGUGUUGUUUGCAACACCCCCACAGGAAACAAAUGCUUCCUAUCAGGAAGCCAGAGAUUUUUUGGUUUUUGAAUGUCUUUCUGUGACAUAUUGACAUAAUGUGUAAAAAGAUUGUUGACUUGAACAUCUAGAUAAAAUUGUUUACUAAAUAUUUCCUGAAACUUGCUGUCUAUCAUGAUUUCCUUUGGGGUAAUCUAUUACAGGGGAUUUUCUUUCCUCACAAACGAUCACCAAUGUCAGACAAGAUGGGCAAACACAAAAAUCCUCCUAAAGGGAGCAGAUUGCUGCCGUGUGAAUAAUCUGUGAAAAGCAGACUCACAGGACUGACCACAUGGACCCAAUGUCACAGCCAGAGGCGACUCAGACUGGCUCUGGCUGCGAUGGACAUCUGUGUGUGUUUGAGUGUGUGUGUGUGUGUGUGUGUGUGUGUGUGUGUGUGUGUGUGAGAGAGAGAGAGAGAGAGAGGCUAAAUGAGGAUGAAUGGAUUAACAAGCUGGCAACACUGCAAAAGGCAAAUACGUCAUUAGGUUUAUCACUCCACUGAGUCAAUCCUGGGUGAUGCCAGAUGGACCAAAGAGGUGCAAAUUGUCUGAUUUUUAAAUACACCAAGAGAGCACUGAAAGAGUUUGGAGCUGGAGAAAGCAACAGGCAGAGGAACAGCAGACUGAGAUGAUGUGAGGGUAUAGAGAAGUGGCCUGCACUUCAGCAUCAGCAGAAGUGUUCAGCAGCAGGAGAAAUGCAAAAUAAGGAAGACGGAGGAAGUUACCAAAUACAGGCACACUCUCGUCAGCAGCAAUAGCAGCAUUUCUCAACCCCUCCCUCUUCCAAUCGAGUUUCCACAUCACCAUGUAGGAAGGAAAGUGAAUAGCAGCUCCUGCCUUGUUUUUCUCUAACGCUGUCUCAAUCUCUCAAGGACAGAGAAAGGAUGAAAAAAGAGCCUCUGUAGAGGUGAUGAGGGCAAGACCAAGAUGUAGUAGGAGUGAAAGAGUAGGAGGUAAUUUAAGUGAAGGACAGAGAGAAAGAGAGAGAUGUUCUCAUAGUCAGUUAACCUGGCUUUAACAUGAACAAGAUUACAAAAAGAUCAAUUUUUUUUUUUUUCCCUCAAUCUAUUUUUGAGAAUUAGAGAAAAUGAAUUGAGGUCAAUGAAAGUUUUUACAAAGAAUAUGUCUGGGAAAUAUUCAGUGUCAAAUAUUUAGAUGUUUAAUCUCUUCACAGAGUCUUGUGGAGGAGGUCAAACUGAGCCAGGGUGCUCUUCAGUGGCCAUGACAGUGAGGUCACUGUCAGACGACCAAAGUGCCAGUUAUACCAUUUUCCAUGUUUCUUUGUUCAGUCCGUCACUGUGCAUGUGUAUGUUUUGUAUCUGAGAAAGAAAUGAUGAUUAUAUAUA
Molecule: messenger RNA, 5213 nt
Organism: Solea senegalensis (Senegalese sole)
Lineage: Eukaryota; Metazoa; Chordata; Actinopteri; Pleuronectiformes; Soleidae
Product: reticulon-4 receptor-like 2
Exons: 4
Coding region: 1496-2869 (457 amino acids)
Cellular component (GO): plasma membrane
Molecular function (GO): protein binding
Source: RefSeq, a predicted model, not a curated record